UUGCCGGCCGCGCUGAGGUCACAGGGAGGCGGCCUGGCGCGCGAGCCGAGCGCCUGCGCCGAGCGGAGCCGAGCGGAGCCCAGCGAGCGGCGCACACGCGGACGCCCGCCCGGCCCCGCGCCGCCGCGGCAGGCCCGGCAUGGAGGAGGAGUGCCGGGUGCUCUCCAUCCAGAGCCACGUCGUCCGCGGCUACGUGGGCAACCGGGCGGCCACGUUCCCGCUGCAGGUUUUGGGAUUCGAGAUUGACGCGUUGAACUCCGUCCAGUUUUCAAACCACACAGGCUACCCACACUGGAAAGGUCAAGUGCUGAACUCCAAUGAACUCCAGGAGCUGUACGAAGGCCUGAAGCUGAACAACGUGAAUAAAUAUGACUAUGUGCUCACGGGCUACACGAGAGACAAGUCCUUCCUGGCCUCGGUGGUGGACAUCGUGCGGGAGCUGAAGCGGCAGAACUCGGGGCUCGUGUACGUGUGCGACCCCGUGAUGGGCGACAAAUGGAACGGCGAAGGCUCCAUGUACGUUCCGGAGGACCUCCUUCCAGUUUACAAAGAGAAGGUUGUGCCGGUAGCAGACAUCAUAACCCCCAACCAGUUCGAGGCUGAGUUACUGAGCGGCAGAAAGAUCCACAGUCAAGAAGAAGCGUUAGCGGUGAUGGACGUGCUGCACGCCAUGGGCCCCGACACGGUGGUCAUCACCAGCUCUGACCUGCCCUCCCCGAGGGGCAGCGACUACCUGAUCGCGCUGGGGAGCCAGAGGAUCCGGAACCCCGAUGGCUCUGUGGUGACGGAACGCAUCCGGAUGGAGAUGUACAAGGUCGACGCGGUCUUCGUGGGCACCGGGGACCUCUUUGCCGCUAUGCUCCUGGCAUGGACGCACAAGCACCCCAACAAUCUCAAGGUGGCCUGUGAGAAGACCUUGUCGGCCAUGCAUCACGUUCUGCAGCGGACCAUCGCGUGUGCAAAAGCCCAGGCAGGGGGAGGACUGAAGCCCAGCCCGGCGCAGCUGGAGCUGAGGAUGGUCCAGAGCAAGAAGGACAUCGAGAACCCGGAGAUCGUGGUCCAGGCCGCGGUGCUGUGAGGGCCCGCGUGCCACCUCCUAACGCACAGCGUGUCGGUGUCUCCAUCGUCGUCCCUGUGAAAAUGUAGCAUCUGCCUUAGAGCCGUGACCGAAACUUGAUAUUUUUUUCUUUCGUGAGUGUCCAGCCUCAACCGGUCUUAAUUGUGAAAACGUGCUGGUCGUGCUUUUUAAAAGUCACAAAGCGAUCACAGAAAUCUGUAAUUCUGGGAACCCAGCUCCCUGUCCCCCAGGGCUCCUGGGCCUCCCGGGAACCCUGCUCCCGUGGGCCCCCCGGCGGCGUCCCAUCCCUGGCGGGCGAGGGCCGGGGAAAGUCCUGGAGUCUGUGCGUCCCUGAGAAAGAGUUGGGUUUUAACCAUCCGCGUCUGGGCGAAUCCUGCCAAAUGCCUCUGUUGUCGUUGUGACCCGCCCCCCUUUGUUCCUGCUUGAGAAGUCUCGUUUGUGGCCUAGCUGUGGGGUAGGUCACCGGGGACUGCGUCACUGUGGGAACAGGUCGAGACCAGCUGGCCUGGACGCGCACCGGGGAUGAGGAAGGGCUCCCGAGGCUGGAACAGCCCGUGGCGAGACUGGCCCGUUGUGUUCCUGCCGGAAACCUCACCCGGUCUGUGGCACGCCGGGUUACGUCUGCGCGCUUGCCACCCUUGGCUGGCGACAGAUGCCUCGUGCCACGUGGUCGUGCAGAGACGGGUAGAGGGGCGUGGAUACCAUUGGCAUAUUUAACCCCACGAGCCAGUCACCCUGUGCACUCGCCCCUGCCCGCUCAGUCCUGCCUUCCGUGCCACCGGAAGCCGGGGUGCGCAAGGCCCCCUGAAAGGCAGCCACAGCUUGAGCCCCUUCUCCGAGGAGAGGGUGUUGGCAGAUCGGGGGAGGGGCCGGGGCAGAGCGCCGGGCUCGCAGCUCUCAGACGCCUCGGGCUGCGACACCAGGCCGGGCAUCUACUGCCCGGGGCACCCCCGGGCGUGGCUGCAAGCGAGGGUGCCCCUCUCCGCGCCGCCCUGGGGAGAGCAGAGGUCCGCCUCCCCCAGGAGCCUGCGGCCGGGAGGGGACAGAGCCUGCAGAGUGGGGGGGCCCCUCUCCGUCCCACAGGCGGGUCCUCUCCUGCAGCCUGCGCUCUCCUCUGCAGCAGGGCCAGUGUCCCCAGGAUCCACUGCCACCUCCUGGGCAGGGCGGUGUUCACUCUGUUGCAAACUCCCCGAAACAAAGAAAUACCAGCGUCCGUGCCGUUCCGCCCGCUCUUCUUUCUUCCCAGUCUGUCCACAUCCUGAGUGUCCGCUCUCGUGCGUUAGCACCGGGCAGCCCGUGCACGGGCCAUGGUAUCUCUCUGCGACGAGAUGGUGGAAAGCCCUCCGUGAGGAUACUGUGUGGGGCGUAGGGGCUUACUCUGUGUGUACCAUGGCCUUGGGAACACUGCAGACGCUGAUCCUCUGUUCUUUAAGUUUUAUUUCAGGGGCUCAGGCUUCGUGUUACACUUGAUGCUUUUACUUCCCCCAACUGUACAUAGAACGAUAGUUAUUCCGCCCCUAAACUUCCCGUGAAACUGUGAGCUUUCUGGCUGGAUCUCGGACUUUCUCAUCCCAAGUUCCUCCGACCGAGAAGCCCCGACCGCUGGGAGUGGUGGGGUCUUGAGCCCUCUCCCCCCAGCAGCGGGACCCCGGCAUCCCAAGAGCCCCUGCAGGGCGCGGGGCUCCCGCAGGAACCGCAGCAGCUUCUCCCGGCGAGCUGUGCUGGCCACGCGCUGCUGCUGAGCCCACUGCUAUCCUGGGCGUGGUCCUGCGUAGACAAGCGGGCCCUGGCUGGUCUGUGCUUAGAAUUUCCCACCCAGAGGUCAGCCGUGGUCACUAGCAGCGGUUUUUUCUUCCUUUCUUUUUUUUUUUUUUACAUAGGUUGGGUCCAAAUUAGAGUAAAUCUUUGUUUUUACUUUCCAUAGUUUAGUAACAUGCAGAGUAAUAAUUAUAUAUUUUAAAAUGAGAAGUGUAUCAGUCCUAAGUCGCCUGCUUAUUACCAGAGGACAGAUUUCAAUAUGGUUUUUCAAAGCUUCUGUAGGCCUUAAAGAUGAAUUACAAACUACUCUUUUUUUAAAACCAUUUUCAGAUCAUUGCCAAGUCUUGCUAAGGUCAUCGUGGUAAUCUGCGUUAUUCUUUAAUGUAUGUCAGCGAUGGUAAAAAUGACGCUUUGUUGUGCUGUUCUUGACCUUGUCGGAACCAAUUUUGUAAAUGUCGUCUAACUUUACAAUGGACUGAGCCUGGUUUGGCGUGCUUUUCGUGUUCAGAACGGAGGCCAGGGCGCCCCGCCAGCAACAUGAUGCCUGAGUCCCCGUGUCGAUGCAGAAUCCCCCUCCUCCCCACCUUCAUCGUCCAGGAAAGUAAUGCUGUGUGAUGGAGCCCCCGAAGGGUGAAUCCUUGCCUCUGGGGAGCAGGCAGGUGGGGCAGGGCCAGGCGGGCGGGGCCCUGGCCUCACUGGGUGUCCCAAGGCCACUCCUGACUGCCAUUCCCUCCUUGCUGGACCUCACGUUCACUGCUAGUUGAAAUGUACAGUAAAGGAGGUGACAGCGUUCUAGCUGUUGGACCUGCGCUGUGAGCACGCCCCCUCCUUUAUCCCUCCUGCCCUUCGAUGGGACCACCUGCCCCAGGGCAUCGGGGCUGCGUCUGCCUGAAUCACAGGCACCUGUGAGCACUUUGGAUUCCGGCACCAGGAUAACCAGAAUCUCUGUCUUCCUUCUCUGCCCCCCAGCAGGUCGCUGGGGUCUCCUUGCACAUGUCCCCAUGGGACAGGGUUUCUGUAGGAAGCCCCCACCCUAGCACCUGCCUGGGCCGGAAGGCAGGGAAGGAAGUUUGAGUGGGCAGAGGGGCGAGUGUGCAGGCCAGGAUGCUGUGAGUGGGGUCCUGGCUGUCUGAGUCUCAUGGGAGCCGCGGGGCCCCCAGACGCCACUCUGCCCCCAGAGGGGCGUCGUCACCAAGCCCACCCGUGUUCAUUCCACACCAGCUCCUGCCGACCGGCUGCAGGUGAUUUCUCUCAUCCCGUCACUCCGUGAACUGUUUACAUUAGGACUUCCUUCAGAGCCGGCUCCCGUGUGCUCAGAGGGAACACAUUAGAUGCCUGCGCCGGGUGGGCACUCAGAAGGACCCCCAUCCCUGGGAGGGCAGCUCUGGGAGCCCAGGAGACCUCCCACUUCAUUUCUGCCCCGAGGGUGCUGGUCAGGCUGGACCCUCAAAGCACAGUGACCCAAGUGCACACAUGUGGCCAGGGAGCUGGUGUUGUGCGUGUGUGUGUGUGUGUGUGUGUGUGUGUGUGUGUGUGUGUGCUGCAGUCGCUUUGUGGCAGGGGCGGUCGGGUGGUCAGGGGGCCUUUGAGGGUGGAAAGUGUCAAGAACCUUGAGUGCUUGUUUAUAGAGCCCCCUCCACCCCCCUCACCCCCCCCCCCCAGGUUGCAGAAUCCAGCCCUGCACUUCCACCCUCUGCCGGCAGGGGGCGGGGCAGACCCCAGCCCGGAGCUUGCACUCGUCGCCACCCUGUGGCGUAGUGCACGGGGCUCUAGUGCUAGUGACACAGGCACUGGGCCUCGGGGUCUGUGUCCCAGGCUGGCCUCAGUGCUGCCCCAUGGUGGCCAGGUUCCUAAAAUCCCGGGCUUCCGGUGCAUGAGUCUCUCCGUGGACUUCUGCAGGUGAUUCUCGGUGCAGGACGUUUCCUGUCUUACUGAGGGGAGACUCUGACCAAAGCACAGGGUCUUACAAACCACAUUCCUGCCUGUCUUAAGAGGUCGUGCUCACAGACACCACCCACCACAUGUUCUUUUGCUUAAGACGGAGUUUAACGAGUUAACUUUAGUUCUGACUUCGAGAAUAUUUCCAAGCUUUGUAUGAAUGGAAAGUUCUUCCUAGAAUUUUCUCUUUAAAUUCUGGCAGAGUAAACAGCUGUUCUAGAAGCUUUCCCGCUGUCCCAGCAGAGCCGAGCCCUGUGCUCGGGGCAGGCCACUUGGUUCGGUCGCUGAACCCUGGCUGCAGAUGAGCCCUGGGUGGGGCAGCCCCCACACCACGGUGGGCAAGUUUCCACCUUCUGCCUCCGGAAGCCCAUUCUGGUGGGAAGAGACUUCCUGAAGCCCCUGACCACUCCCUGUCCCGGCCGUCCCUCGUUGCCCUGCAGGUGUCCUGGGGAGCCGGAUGGCAAGGGUGCAGCAGAAUGGGGCUGACGGUGAGGGGGGCCUAGCACCCUCCGUCUGCUCCGCGGAGCCCGGCGGUCUGGGGAGGGAGCGGGGCGCACCCCGCCCCACACCGUUCCGAGCUGUGGGACAGGGCCUCUGGCUUCAGAGAGCCACUACAUUUCGUUUCUCGUGCAGGACUCGGCUCCCGGCAUGAGGGGGUGAGUGCGGCGGGGCGGGGGAGGGGGGCAGAAAGGGAGAAUUGGCGGGCUUGGCAGCGGCCUUCAGGACAUCCCAGAGAGCACAGGUGGGGAGCGAAAGGUGCCUGGGUGCACCCCGCAAAGCGUGUGGGCCUGUUGUCCUGACGGGUAGCACAGAUGUUCCUGUUUGGGGAACUGAAAGUGAAUUCCUAACGUACAACGUGUAGGCUCCAAGGUGAAGAGUGUGUGGAUGUGUUUUGAGUGCUUUCGGCUUUACAGCUGCAUACUUUCUGAUGUCGAAUUUUAGUUGGGAUUCCAGCCAAUGACUGCACGACUGGGCGGACAGGAGGGUUGAGGUGCUGACACAGAGCCCAGCGGGGGCUGGCCUGGGCCUUCCUGGAAAUUAACUCAGACUGUGGAGGCCGUGUGACCCCCUCGGGUCGGAGCACGUUGCCCCUGGGGCCCGGCUGCGGGGGAGGGCCAGGGGGUGGUUUCUCCAGUGCUGGGGUCUCCAGCCCUCCGUCCUGUGGUCCUGUGCACGUGUUUGUAAAGUCCCUGUCAGCGCUGUAGAGGCCGUGUCUGUGUGCUGGUCCUACUGACUUAUGAUUAUCCGUAAAUAAAUCUUUUUCUGGC
This is a messenger RNA of Neofelis nebulosa (Clouded leopard), 6042 nucleotides long. RefSeq names its product pyridoxal kinase (gene PDXK). Gene Ontology annotation, biological process: pyridoxal 5'-phosphate salvage. The transcript is spliced from 11 exons. Lineage: Eukaryota; Metazoa; Chordata; Mammalia; Carnivora; Felidae. The record is from RefSeq and is a predicted model, not a curated record. The coding region runs from base 140 to 1078 and encodes 312 amino acids. Gene Ontology annotation, cellular component: cytosol. Gene Ontology annotation, molecular function: pyridoxal kinase activity.